AUGGGAAUUGUUGGUGGCGGUGGUGGUGGUGGCGGUGGGGUUGUUGACUCCAGGUGUUUAUGUACGGUUUCUGUGCUGGCAUAUUUUAUUUUGAAUGGUGUCAUUUGUUUAUCCUUUAUUUGGCCAAUGUUUUUGGCGAGGGCCUUCCGUUCUGUGUUGGAAAAGGUAUUUUAUACCCAAUUGGUUGGUGCCAGUGGGGUUUUCAGCUUUAAGAGUAAGUUUCUUGUAAAGAUAACAGCUGCGGAUGCUCUCCAGAGUCUUCCCUUAAACAGAAGAACUAGAAAAAAAUAUAUAUGGGGGCCAAUAGAUCCCUUCACCGCUUCAGGUUGGAGACGGCAUAAAACCUUCUUGGUGAAUAAAUCUGCUUCUCUUCAGCAGAGCUUGUGGCAACUCCCUUCUUUGAAGUUUCUUUAUUGUACUAAAACUCUCUGCCUCAUGAAGAACCGUAGCCGUUUUUUUUUAGUUGGAAUUACCAUGAUAUAA
Molecule: messenger RNA, 483 nt
Organism: Trypanosoma theileri
Lineage: Eukaryota; Euglenozoa; Kinetoplastea; Trypanosomatida; Trypanosomatidae
Exons: 1
Coding region: 1-483 (160 amino acids)
Source: RefSeq, a predicted model, not a curated record